AUGAUAGUUUCUGAGGAGGGAUUCAGAGAAGAUGGAAGAAGGCCUAGGGAGCUGAGGAGAGUGGAAGUAGUAAGGAGGAUGGUUGGGAAAAAAGGUGUGGUGGAUGUAAGGCAAGGAAAUACUCAAGUGUCUGUGAUGUGUGGUGGGGCUAAGGAGGCUGGGAAGCUGGACAUUGAGGUGGAGUUCUAUGCUGUUUCAAGGCAGGAGCCUGUAAACGAGAAAAGGAUAUUGGAGUAUGAGGAUGUUCUAUUAGAUAUAUUUAGUGACAUCCUGCUUCCUGAAACCUCAGUAGGCAUCAAAGUCGUUGUUCGAGAAGACGGUGGAUCGUUAUUGUCCACCAUGGUCAAUUGCAUAACUCUUUGCCUAUCAUACUUUGGAAUUCCCCUGAUGGACAUGUGCUACUCUGCUACUAUCGGAGAACACUGUAUCGACCUUACGUCCACGGAGGAGAGCCAAAAGAUUCCUGUCAUCACCGUUGCAUAUCUAAUGAAUAGAAAAAGCAUUGCCUAUCUGUCUCUGAACGGCAGGAUUGUAUGUGAUAAGCUACAGUCUUCUAUUCUUGAAGGUGUGGAUGCCUGCUACUCUGUCGGAGAGCAUUUCAAAGGCUUCUUUUCCUUCUCCCCAGUACAGUGA
This is a messenger RNA of Encephalitozoon romaleae SJ-2008, 633 nucleotides long. RefSeq names its product ribonuclease. Gene Ontology annotation, cellular component: nuclear exosome (RNase complex); nucleolus; cytoplasmic exosome (RNase complex). Gene Ontology annotation, biological process: rRNA catabolic process; poly(A)-dependent snoRNA 3'-end processing; nuclear mRNA surveillance. Lineage: Eukaryota; Fungi; Microsporidia; Unikaryonidae. Bases 1 to 633 code for a protein of 210 amino acids. The transcript has a single exon. The record is from RefSeq and is a predicted model, not a curated record.